AUCGCGCGCAUUACGUCUCCUCCAGUAUCUGCACAGAGAAAGCAAUGUCCCCCUCUCCUCGCGCCGCUACUGAUGCGCUCGAGGAAGUCCGGUGAUUGGAAGUCCCAAUUGGAAGUCCCAAUCACCCGCAGACAUGCGAGGUGCGUGUCUAUGGCUGUCCCUCACCUAUUUGGCCGCCAGCCCCGACGGGUUGGGGGCACGGGAAUACAGCAACUCAACCGUUAUCGGCGGGGUUCUAUUUGUGGAUGCAGAAGGGCUGUUGAACCUCUCAGACCCGUACACGUCCAACCGGACAAAUGUCUUCUCGCUGGACCUGGACGAGGGCACGCUCGCGGACUGGCACUCCAUGGCGGGUAAAAAGCGCUACGGGGGAGAGUCCCAGAACGCGACCGUGAAAUCCCUACUGGUCGUGGCUUACUCUUUCAUCAUUGUCAUCUCGCUGUUCGGAAACACGCUGGUGUGCCAUGUGGUGAUCAAGAACAAGCGGAUGCACUCCGCCACGAGCCUGUUCAUCAUUAACCUUGCGGUGGCAGACAUUCUCAUCACGCUGCUCAACAUGCCCUUUACUUUGGUUCGCUUUGUGAACAGCAGCUGGGGGUUCGGGAAGGGUAUGUGCCACAUCAGCCGGUUCGUCCAGUACUGCUCCCUGCACGUAUCCACACUCACUCUCACUGCAAUCGCGUUGGACAGACGCCAGGUCAUUCUCCACCCUCUGAGGCCCCGCAUGUCCCCGACUCGCGGCGUUGUGUGUGUGAUUCUCAUCUGGGUCAUGGCCAGCUGCUUCUCCUUGCCUCAUGCUAUCUACCAGAAGCUCCUAACCUUCGUGUACAGUAAGGAGAAGGUGCGCAGCCUUUGUGUCCCCGACUUCCCUGAGCCCUCUGACGUCUACUGGCAGUGCAUCGACCUCCUCACCUUCAUCCUCCUCUACGUCCUACCCCUCCUCAUCAUCACCGCCGCCUACUCAACCGUGGCUCGCCGCCUGUGGCGCCGUAAUGCUAUCGGGGACACUACCACUGCGCAGUUCGCUGUGCAGCGGCGGAAGCGGCGGCGCACCCUGACUAUGUUGUUGGCGGUUGUUGGGGUGUUCGCGGUAUGCUGGUUCCCUCUGAACUGCUACGUGGUGCUUCUCUCCAGCCAGGCCAUUCAGUCAUCCAAUGCCUUGUAUUUCUGUUUUCAUUGGCUGGCGAUGAGCUCAACGUGUUACAAUCCCUUCAUCUACUGUUGCCUGAACCCCGCCUUCCGCCAGGAGCUAAGGCUGCUAUUGGGCAUGUGCCAGAGGAGGGGGCGUGGAGGGGUGGGGCCGGUGCUGGUGGCUCCGCCCUCCUGCGCACCCUGCCACAGAGCCGCCUGGCCGGAGAGCCGCAAUGGUUCUCGGCUGAGUCACGCCUCUUCACACCCGAGCCACGUCUCUUCUCGACCAAGCCACUCCUUGUCCUCUCACCAGCCCCCUAAAGACAGGCAUGUCCUUUUCUCCGCUAGACAUGCCAGUAAAACAGACAUCCUAUCAGUGGAGCCUAUAGUAGCUGUCAGUUAACUUUGACUACCAGAAUGCAUUUGGGUUGGGAUUGAGUGAAUGAUAGAGUUUAUUUGACAAUUAAAGACGUGUAAAGUUGCUGCAUUAGGUGGUGAAUCCUGUUGAAGGACUAUGUUGUUAGCCAAAGACAGUGGGGGCUCUUGGACAGGAAAUGUGAGAUCUUUAAACUUUCAUGACAGCGCCACCUUCAGGAAGAAAUGUCUCACAUGGAUAGGAGUAGGGGUUGGGGAGGUCUAGCAACAAAUGCAACACCCAAACCAGCAACUAGUCUGUUAGCACAUACUGUAUACACUGAGUGUACAAAACAGUUAAGGACACCUUCCUAAUAUUGAGUUUACACCCCCCCCUCCCUUUUGCCUUCCGAACAGUCUCAGUUCGUGGGGGCAUGGACUCUACAAGGUGUCAAGUGUUCAACAGGGAUGCUGGCCCAAGUCGACUCUAAUGCUUCCCACAGUUGUGUCAAGUUGGCUGGAUGUCCUUUGGGUGGUGGGACAUUCUUGAUACACACAGGAAACUGUGGGUACUACCAUACCCUGUUCAAAGGCACUGAAUGGAACACACACACAAUCCAUUUCUCAAUUCUCUCAUGGCCUAAACAUCCUUCUUUAACUUGUCUCGUCCCUUUCAUCUACAAUGAAUGAAGUGGAUUUAACAAGUGACAUAAAUAAGGGAUCAUAGCUUUCACCUGGUCAGUCUAUGCCAGAGCAGGUGUCCUCGAUGUUUCGUACACUCAGUAUACAUUAGCAGAACAGUAUUGUCCCGGCAUAGACAGUUCUGCUUUGUCUCGGGACCGCGUUGCACCACAACCUGCAAAACUUCUCUGCCUCUCUUUAUAUUCUGGCUCUGUCUAGUUAUUUUGUCUCGCUUUCCGAAUAAAUCACGGACAAUUAUAUCCGUUAUUGGACAUGAAAAGGCGGUGGAAUUUUGUAAUUUCAACAGCUGCUGUUCAUUCCAAAAAAAUAAUAUUGUCUUCAUCCCCACUGAUCGCCCACUACACACAGAUUAUUAAGUGUUGUGGUGGGUCCCUGACAGCUUUUCAUUUCAUUUUUGUUGAAGACAGAACUCUCUAACCAGUGGGGGUGAAGACUGUGAGCGCAAUAUUCCGCUCCCCGAGUUUCACUGCUGCUAUGUGGAGUUGCAGGAAGGCGAGGGGCGGAUGGAGCUAGAGUUUGAAGGAACAAUCUGUAACUUUCACUUCACGUCGGAAGUGCUAUCUCUGCACGUUGUGUAUACUGUGGCGUUGGGUCUCGCUCGGCAAAUGUAACUGAAGGUGACCCACAGAAUUUCAGUAACUCUGUAGCAGGUUCUGUGCAUUUGCCAAGAUCCACUCCUAAUGUUUGCAAACAUGUGGAGGGACAGCGCUUUUAACCAUUGACUGUAAACGAAAGUAACAGACCGAACCUUUAAGAUCUGAUAAGAGUUCAGGACCGUGGGAAAGAGGAAGGGGGUAAGCUUUUGUGGUCCCCGAAAAUGAGCAGAUAUGUGCACCACGUCAUUGCGGUCUCUCGCUCUGCUGUGUGUGAUUCUUGCUAGCUGUCACUCAAAUGGCGAGGGGCUGAAGCUCAUUGGCCGGAAACUGCUAGAGGGCUGGCCCACGUGUGGGUAAAUGUAGGGAUUUCGUGGCUAAUUGACAUAAAAUCGUAAUUCUGCCCAUAGAUUUAUGUACUGUAUGUAUACAUAGACACAUCCAGCCCAAAGCGGGAGGUAAAAGAAAAAACGUUAUAAAAUACUAGUUGCCAAAGUACCAGAGCAUAAAUGUAUAAAUGGGCUCCCGAGUGGUGCAGUGGUCUAAGGCACUGCAUCUCAAUGCAAGAGGCAUCAUUACAGUCCCUGGCUUGAAUCCAGGCUGGAUCAGAUCUGGCUGUGAUUGGGAGUCACACAGGGCGGCACCCAAUUGGCCCGUCUGGGUUUGGCCGGGGUAGGCCAUCAUUGUAAAUAAGAAUUUGUUCUUUUAACUGACUUGCCUAAUUAAAUCAAUAUUAAAUAUGUAUAUUUUUCAGUUGGAUAAAUAUAUUAAAGAAAAAAGUGGUGAACUAUACUUGACGGAAGGAACCCUAUAGGCCUGGUCAAAAGUAGUGCACUAAAGUAGAACAGGGUGCUAUUUGGGACACUUUCUAUAAUGAGAAUGGUACUGGUUAUAUUAUGCAUUAGCUUGUUGGAAAUUAGGCACCGAGUAACCUCGUUCGCAGGCUCAAUUACAGAGAGAGCCAGCUGGUGGUGUGAUAACAUGCGUCUUGGUGAGAGGUGUAGGAGUCAGGCGCAGGAGAGAGCAGGGAUGUCUGAGA
Molecule: messenger RNA, 3819 nt
Organism: Oncorhynchus tshawytscha (Chinook salmon)
Lineage: Eukaryota; Metazoa; Chordata; Actinopteri; Salmoniformes; Salmonidae
Product: probable G-protein coupled receptor 83
Exons: 4
Coding region: 134-1534 (466 amino acids)
Biological process (GO): neuropeptide signaling pathway
Cellular component (GO): membrane
Molecular function (GO): neuropeptide Y receptor activity
Source: RefSeq, a predicted model, not a curated record